GCUGUUGCCUGCUGCAGCUCGUGGGUGAAAUAUCCUCCUUGUCUGUGGCUUUGUCAGCUCGUCGCCGCGUCAGGAUCAUUCUGCAAUCUGCUCGCUGGCACCAACUGCCUGCCUGACUGCUUCUCUACUUUAGAGACACUCCACUCCCCCCACAGAUCCUCAACAUGGUUAAGGUGGCGAUGCCCGCGAAGAUCGCUCUGGCUACGUGCCUGUACGCGGCGGCGGCCUCGGCUGAGACCGUCAACUUCAUCAACAAGUGCUCGUUCCCCAUCGAGCUGUACCACAGCCAGUCUGGCUCGGCCGCUUCCAAGGUGGCCGACAUCCCCGUCGGCAGCUCGCACACGGAGGACGUCACCGGCCCCGCGCACAUGUACCGCCACACUGCUGACACGUCGGCGACUCUGGUGGAGCUGGCUUGCGAUGGAACUCUGUGGUACGACCUGAGCGUCAUCCCUCCCAUGCCUGGCUACUGCUCCAGUUACGAGGAGUGCAAGAAAGGCGGCAAGAAGGGCUUCAACGUGCCCAUUUCGAUCCAGCCCAAGGAGAACAUCGGCAAGGGCACGUGCUCCGCUCUAUUCUGCGCCGCUGAUGACAAGCAGUCUUGCGCUGAUGCCUACCACUUCCCCAUGGACAACAUCAAGACGCACAGCUGCCCGGUCGGCACCGAGUUGGACGUGACGUUCUGCCACGCCGACGGAGGUGACCAGACCCAGCAGCAGGACCAAACUCAGCAGCAGGACCAGACCCAGCAGCAGGACCAGCACCAGACUGACCAGUCUUACCCUGCGUCCACGACGGCUGCUCCUUCUCAGGAGGAGCGUGGCGCCACCCAGGAUGGCUCCCAGCAGCAGCAACAGCAGCAGCAGCAGCAGGAUCAGGGCACGGUGCAGAGCUACGCCGCCCUGGGCAAGGUCAAGGCCAAGUACGAGUACAAGGGCAAGAAUGCCGGUAACGUGCCUGGCUCGUACAACCGCGUGACGGACUUGGGCAGCUGUACGAAGGAGCCCGUCCAGGUUAACAGCCCCGUCGGCCCCAUGUGCGAGCCCGUGAGUCUGAUCUUCCGUGGCCCUCUGGAGAUCCACAACAUUGCCGUGUACUCGGACGAAGGAGGCAACGGAUCGUGGCCCCGUGUGUCUUCGUACUCGAGCAAGGACGGCACGGUGGACAACUUGACGUUCAUGAACAACAAGAACAUCGAUUACUCUGGCCAGAACAAGCACGGCCCGCAGGGUUACGCUUCGGCUGACGGCAAGGACAAGGCUGACGAGCCCACAGUCUUCUCGGGUGAGCUGGCUGAGGCUUCGGACCCCACCAAGAUCGGCGGUGGCCCCGGUAUCUCGACGGGCGUGGAGAUCAACAUCAUGACUGGCGAGAAGUGCAACGGCGACUGCCUCGGCUUCUCGGGCGACAACGACUACAAGGGCUGGGGCGGCGGUAAGAAGGCAUUCGUGACGGAAGUCAAGAUGCCCAAGGGCACCACGCCCGACCAGCCGGCCAUCUGGAUGCUCAACGCCCAGGUGAUGCACUCGAACCAGUACGGCUGCAACUGCCGUGGCAUGGGCCCCGUGGGCGGCUGCGGUGAGCUCGACAUUGCCGAGGUCAUUGAGACGAACAUUAAACGCGACAAGGUGACGACGCACUACUACUUCUACGACGGUACGGUGCUGAGCCCCGGCGGCGACAACUUCGCUCCUCGCUCGUACGACUCGAACACGAUCUAUUUGACGCUCAUUGACGACUCGAACGACGGUCUGAUCAAGAUCGUGGAGCUCGAGAGCUUCGACUUCUCGCAGACGGAUCUGGGCUCGCUCUACCAGCAGCUUGUGGACUGCUAAGCUACCGCGACGUGCUCGUCUAGAUGAAGCGACGGAGCGUCACAGUGUCUAUAUACUAUCCAUGCGUAGGAGCGGCAGUUUUUACAAAUACACGAGCCAUUUUGAUUCUAUGCUUCCCAGUUUUUAUUCCAGUCGUCAUUUUAAUUUUUCAGAGGUAAAAAAAUGAAAUGCUUAAAAAGUUGACUUUA
Messenger RNA from Phytophthora nicotianae INRA-310, 2023 nucleotides. RefSeq lists its product as hypothetical. The transcript has a single exon. The coding region runs from base 165 to 1835 and encodes 556 amino acids. NCBI's taxonomy places the organism in Eukaryota, Oomycota, Peronosporomycetes, Peronosporales, Peronosporaceae. The record is from RefSeq and is a predicted model, not a curated record.